Molecule: messenger RNA, 1071 nt
Organism: Trichoderma reesei QM6a
Lineage: Eukaryota; Fungi; Ascomycota; Sordariomycetes; Hypocreales; Hypocreaceae
Exons: 1
Coding region: 1-1071 (356 amino acids)
Source: RefSeq, a predicted model, not a curated record
AUGUCGAAGCCGGACAAAAUCACCCGCUUCACGGAAGCGAUGAAGACAGUCUACGGGCCCUUUGACCAACUCUCGCCCGACGACGCAAAAGCCUGGACGUUUCCCGACGAUCCUGGUGCGGGCGGCUAUCACGGGCGGUAUCUCUGGACAGACGCCUUUGGCGUCGUCAACUUCAUCACGUUGUUCAAAGAAACGGGCAAUGCCGUAUAUCUUACUCUCGCAAAGCGUCUCGUCCAGACCGUCCACGAUGUCCUCGGACGCACCAGAGACGGAUCAAAAAGGCUAGACGGGGCAACAGACGAGGAGCCCCUCAGGGGAGGUCUGCGGAUCGGCAAAAUGGAUGCCAGGGGAAGUGACGGGGAUGGGCAGUAUCACCACUACUUGACGCUGUGGAUGUUUGCGCUCAACAGGCUUUCUAUUGCGGCGGAUGAAGUGCAGUAUAAUGACUUGGGGAUCCAGCUUGCGCGGGCGAUUCAUGCGCGGUUCAUGGUUCAUUGUCUUUCGGGCGGGAUGAAGAUGGUGUGGAAGAUUUCAAUGGACAUGAAGACCGUGCUGGUUCCUAGCGAGGGACAUCUUGAUGCGGCAACGGGGUAUGCGGUGUAUAAGCUGCUGCAAGAUACCGCUGCGAGACAAGGCCAUAGGGAGCAUGUUCUGCAGAAGGAAGUCGACGACUACUGGGACUUGAUGGUGAAGAAGCGGAAGGGGAGCCUAUCCCCUGGAACGGACUACUUGGAUGUCGGGAUGGGGCUCUGGGCGGCGCACCUGUGGAAGCACGAGCGCUGGGCGGAGAGAUUCUGUGAUAGGGCGCUGCCUGUUGCGGGGGAGUUGCUGAGUUCGACGAGGAUGAGGGCGGAGGGGGCGAGGCUUGCGUUUCGGGAGUUUGGGACGGUGCUGGGUGUUGGAUGCUGGGAUGUUGGGGAGGGCUUGAGGGCGAGGGUGGAUGGGCUGAUGGCGUUUUGGGAGAGGUGGUUGGAUGAUGAGGCGGAGGAGGAGUUGAAGCCGAUUUCGAGGGUCAUGUAUGCGAGUGGGUUGAUUGUGGGAGGUGAGUUUUUCCUAAAGACUUUUGGGUGA